AUGCCCGGGGUGGCGGCGGCACCAGGCUCCUCGCGGCUCCAGCCCCCGACGCCGCAGCCGGCCGCGGCCCCGGCCGAGCAGACGCCGCGGGCCAAGGGCCGCCCAAGACGGUCCCCCGAGAACCGCCGGAGGAGCAGCUCACCUGAGAGACGGAGCCCCGGCUCGCCUGUGUGCAGAGUGGACAGGCCAAAAUCCCAGCAAGUUCGAACCUCUAGUACAAUAAGGCGAACCUCUUCUUUGGAUACGAUAACAGGACCUUACCUCACAGGACAGUGGCCACGGGAUCCUCAUGUUCACUACCCUUCAUGCAUGAAAGAUAAAGCUACUCAGACACCUAGCUGUUGGGCAGAAGAGGGAGCAGAAAAGAGGUCACAUCAGCGCUCUGCAUCAUGGGGGAGUGCUGAUCAACUAAAAGAAAUUGCCAAACUGAGGCAACAACUACAGCGCAGUAAACAGAGCAGCCGUCACAGUAAGGAGAAAGAUCGUCAGUCACCUCUCCAUGGCAACCAUGUAGCAAUCAGUCACACUCAGGCUACUGGAUCAAGAUCAGUCGCUAUGCCACUGUCAAAUAUAUCAGUGCCAAAAUCAUCUGCUUCACGUGUGCCCUGCAAUGUAGAAGGAAUAAGUCCUGAAUUAGAAAAGGUAUUCAUUAAAGAAAAUAAUGGGAAGGAGGAAGUGUCUAAGCCUUUGGACAUUCCGGAUGGUCGAAGAGCUCCACUCCCUGCUCACUAUCGAAGCAGUAGUACUCGCAGCAUUGACACUCAGACUCCCUCCGUCCAGGAGCGCAGCAGUAGCUGCAGCAGUCAUUCACCCUGUGUCUCCCCAUUUUGUCCCCCGGAAUCCCAGGAUGGCAGCCCUUGCUCAACGGAAGAUUUACUCUAUGAUCGUGAUAAAGACAGUGGGAGUAGCUCACCGUUACCCAAGUAUGCUUCAUCUCCCAAACCAAACAACAGCUACAUGUUCAAACGGGAGCCCCCAGAGGGAUGUGAGCGAGUGAAGGUCUUUGAGGAAAUGGCGUCUCGUCAGCCUGUCUCAGCCCCUCUCUUUUCAUGUCCUGACAAAAACAAGGUUAAUUUCAUCCCAACGGGAUCAGCUUUCUGUCCUGUGAAACUUCUAGGCCCUCUCCUACCUGCCUCCGACUUGAUGCUCAAGAACUCUCCUAACUCUGUCCAGAGCUCAGCUCUGACCACACUGACCGUUGAGCAGCUCUCAUCCCGGGUUUCCUUUGCGUCUCUCUCUGAUGACACCAGCACAGUGGGCUCCACAGAGGUCUCGGUCCAACAGCCAUCUCAGCAGCAGCAACUUCUGCAAGAACUGCAGGGUGAGGAGCACAUCUCUGCUCACAACUAUGUGAUCAUCUAAGGCAAGGGGGAGCCGGCCUCUACCCUGUGUUGCAUGGAUGAGGAACUAGAUCUCAUACAUCUGUCUGCAUGGAGUGACAAACUUUUCUGAACACCACCACCACCAACAAAAUACUUAUCAGCAUCAUAAAGUAUCUCUUAACAUUCAUCUUGGCAGGGACGGAACUCCUAUUAGCAGUUUUUGUGGAAAGCAGUAAUGCUUGCAAAAUGUGUGUGUCAUUCAGCAUUUUAAGUGGAGACUAUGCAUUUCAUAGUAUGUUUGACAGAUUAGUGCUGUGUCCUGUGUUCUGUUCCAAAUUCUUCAGUAUAAAUAAGCUCUAUAUCAAAAAGUUGCCUGUCUAAAUAGAAUGUCAACAAAACAAUGUCUUGCUGUGUUUUGUCCUAUGGAAAAUACUGUACUUCAGGAUUAUGUUUACAGUUGAUCCAGGUGUUUGUUUCUAACUUCUGUAAUACAUGCAAUGCAAAAAAUAUAUAUAUAUAUGGCCACAAGAGUUGCACAGUGCCCACCCUAUGGCCUAGCUUCAGGUACUUCAGUUGAAGUCUAAACUCAGGUAACUUGGAAUGUAUAUUAUAUUGGGAUAUUAAAUAUUUCACAGCUAAAAAGCUAAAGAGGGAACAUCACUCUUUUGCCUUUCCUUAUUUUAUGCAUUUCCCUUUCCUCAUUACAUUCCACAUUCUUGGAAUAAAAAGUGCAUUCAACCCUAGGAGAACGAUAGUCCUGGACAUGGGUGAACAUGAGGAGAACCAGCAAUUCUGUGGUGUCUGACAUCACUCUUGUCAUGUGGUUACAAGUAAAACAACUGUUGCAUUUACUGUUUAAACGUGUAAUGUGUAAACGUGGCUUUUUAUUUUUUAGGUUCACAUGUUGCUCAGCUAAUGACUGUUACAAUAUUGCAAAUAAAGUGUUCAGUACUAGGCUAUACAUAACAUUCCACAUUGUGCGUGAUGAAAUUUAAAGACAAGGAUGUCUAGGUUUAAUUUCAAAACAAUUGAAGUUUCAUGGGAUGAUUGAGAUUUUUUUGUUUAUGUUGGCCAUUAAGGUCAUGAAAUGCUACUGUUUUAUUUAAAGGCAUAUAAAUGUUCAGUUUGUCUUUUGGAAAUUCUUUAAUUUGCAAGUAAAAAAAGGACACAUUUGGGUUUUGUUUUCUUCAAGCAGUUUAGGUGUAUGACCUGCAUUUACAUGUAGAGAGAGAAUACAUGGGUCUCAGAAUUAAUGCAACAUAAGUAAGCAGGUUAUUUGGUGAUUUACAAAAGCAAAAAGCAAUAGUUUGAAGCUGACUCAUUUAAGCCUCUCAUAAUACCAUCACGAGUACUUUUGUUAAGAUUUUGGAUAUGAACAUAAACCCAAGUAAAUAGCCUUGAACUAGCAGACUUGACAUAAGUUCUCAACAAAGCAUGAAGAGAGCCCUAGAUAUUCCUGUUUGGUCAGUGGGAGAACCCCACUUUUAGAUACUGUUUUCUGCAGCACAGAGAGGGUAUCCAAAAGCAAAAAAAAGCUUUUGUAUUUUUAUUCCAUUGCUUUCAGUUCAAUAAAGGCUACAGUUGUUUCAUCUACAUGUAAAGUAUAUGGCACAAUUUUCUUAAGAAUGAGGAAAACAAGGUGCCUACGGUUACAGGAGCGUUUCAGUUCCCUUUAAUCAUUCCUUGGUUUUUGUUUUUAUUUUCUAAAGACAUUGAAGGAUGAGGUGAUAAGAAAGCAACACAAUUAAUUUUUUCUUUUAAAGAAAUGGAUGUGUGUGUGUGUGUGUGUGUGUGUGUGUGUAUUAUGCAUUAUUUUGUCAUGAUCCUAAUUCUUUUUCCACCAAAGUUUGCAGUAAUAUUCUCUCCUGAAGGUGCAUUCUGGCUCCUUUAAAUUAGUCAGUGUUAUAUUGUAGGAGACUGUCAUGGAGAAAAGGACUCAGUUUACUUUUGCCAUUUUCACAGGGGAACCUUUUAAAACAAUCUUUUCAGCAGCAGACACCUUUAACCCUAAUAAUCUCAGGCCUUGAUGAAAAUACUAUAUUUUGUAGAUUAUGGUUAAAGGGAGAAAAAUACUAGUUCCGUAAGAUAAAUAUGAGCUCCAUUUAACUUCUGAUCUCUGGUUUAGUAUUACAUAAUGUGUUGAUCUUAUGCUCUGCUUUUGUCCAAAUAAGAUGCAAUAGUAUCAAUAUCAAUUUCUGAAAGAUGGACUGAAUAUGCUUUUUUGGUGAUGAAAUCCGAUGUACGAUAUUUAUAGUGACGUGCUUUUAUUUUCUCAUGAGAAACUAUUAAUUGUGUUGUACAUUUGUUGUUAGCAUAUAUUAAAGUUUUGAACCAAAUGUGUUAAAGCUUAUGCUUUGCCAUGUAAAUUACCCAGAAGUUGUUGAGCUCAAAUGUAUCCUACAUCAGCUGUAGAAAUUUGUCAAAAAUUGUUUAAAUUUUGUAUAUAGUUGUACUGUUUAAUUCUAGCCACUGCGCUGAACAGUAUUUGAGUUACCAUACAAUACGGCUUUACACAAGGAAAUGUGUGGCUUUUGUUUUGUAUUUUUUUCAGUAUAGAAGUUCCUGUGUCUUAUUUAAAUAAAGUUAUUAGUAAAACUG
This is a messenger RNA of Trichechus manatus latirostris (Florida manatee), 3920 nucleotides long. RefSeq names its product glucocorticoid induced 1 (gene GLCCI1). Lineage: Eukaryota; Metazoa; Chordata; Mammalia; Sirenia; Trichechidae. The transcript has 9 exons. Gene Ontology annotation, cellular component: cytoplasm. The coding region runs from base 1 to 1362 and encodes 453 amino acids. The record is from RefSeq and is a predicted model, not a curated record.